AUGCGCACUUUUGAGCUAUAUUUACUACUAAUUUCCACAUUUUUUGCCUUUUCUCUAUCAACCAAUAAAAAUCAAAAUAAUAUUCCUUCAUUUACAUAUACAACACACACGAAUAAUCAACCAACAAAUAGACCGCUGAUGGCCGAGUUUAACAGCAAGGAAUUUGUAGACCAAUUAGUUAACGGCCACAAAAUUACCGUGUUCUCUAAAAGUGCCUGUCCUUAUUGCAAAAGGGCGAUUGAAACGCUGAAAUCCUACAAUCCAAAGGAUAUGCAUGUGGAACAGAUAGAAUCCAACCCACACAUGUCAUCUAUUCAGGAUUACUUGGGUACAAUUACAGGUGCCCGUACCGUGCCAAGGAUAUUUAUAGCUGGGCAAUUUUACGGAGAUUGUUCUAUGACGGUUUCCAACCAUAAUAGUGGAUUUCUGAGGAAGACAUUGGAAAGUGCUGGGGCUUUGUAA
Molecule: messenger RNA, 462 nt
Organism: Babesia microti strain RI
Lineage: Eukaryota; Apicomplexa; Aconoidasida; Piroplasmida; Babesiidae
Product: glutaredoxin 3
Exons: 5
Coding region: 1-462 (153 amino acids)
Biological process (GO): cellular response to oxidative stress
Cellular component (GO): cytoplasm
Molecular function (GO): glutathione disulfide oxidoreductase activity
Source: RefSeq, a predicted model, not a curated record